UCAAUUUCUCCCGCACCGCAGUCUUCAUAUUCUCUCAAUCGCCCAUUUGUUUUUCAUGUUCCUCAAAACAUACUAGUUUCUCAAGUCUCCCGCACCGUAGCCUUGACUUUGGAGCAUGAUAUUUUGGUUUGUUUUAAAUUGUCCUUCACCUCAAACCUGUUCGAUGAAAUGCCUGUGUCAUGCUUGGAAUUUGAACCACUGCAUUUUUGUCCUCUAAUAUUUGAGAGACUAGAUUUAAGGUGCACCAUGGCUUUGAGGCAAUUGUGUGGAUUUUCUGAUGGGGAGGUGAUGAGAUCAGAUUGUAAGCCUUGUUCCAGAUUCAUGAGACAAACUGCUGCAAUAUUCUCAGUUGGAGGAGCAUUAGGCUUUUGGGUGCUGUGCCGCUUGCACUAUGGCCCUAGAAUCACAGUUCCUCGAAGUCUUAGUUGGGCAGCUUGUGGAGCAGUCUCUACGAGCUCUACCACUGCAUUGCUGGUUCGCCUGUUUAGUCCAGAAUGUGAACCUCAAAAUAUAGCUGCUUAUGACAAAAAAGGAUAGUGCUGCCUAUUCACAAGCUUUGACUACCCUAUGAUGGCAGUUGGGGUCUUACACUUGGAAUUAUGGAGGUUGCUCGAGUUGAAUAAAUGAAUUGAUUAUUGUCUUUAUUGUCACUGCUGUGCUUGUUCUAGGAGCUUGUAUUGCUGCCUUUUGAAUAAUAUGAGAUAGAUAAUGACUUUGUUACUGACUGCUGAUAAUGUAUUUGUCCAUGCACUACUUCAAUGUUUUUCUAUUUCAUUCA
Ipomoea triloba (trilobed morning glory) is the source of this 778-nucleotide messenger RNA. RefSeq lists its product as uncharacterized. The transcript is spliced from 3 exons. The coding region runs from base 169 to 537 and encodes 122 amino acids. Lineage: Eukaryota; Viridiplantae; Streptophyta; Magnoliopsida; Solanales; Convolvulaceae. The record is from RefSeq and is a predicted model, not a curated record.